UGCCGGGUGGGAAACGAGAACUAAUUCUGUCAGUCAUGUGAUGUGAGCUGCGGUCAUGUGAUGUGAUCCCCAGCAUGGAUGGCAUCUCACAGCACGGAAGCGGCGUUGGGCUCAUUGCUAAACUGCCUAUAGCCCAGUGCCCGCAGUUCCUGCACAAAGUUAUCGAUGGAGUUUGCGGCCGGGCGCAGCCUCGAUUCCAGGACUAUGGCAGUGUCUGGAAUUUGAGGGAAUGGCUGGAAAUCUUAGAGGAUACAGCUGCUUUUGUUAAAGCAACUAUUGGUAAAGAUGGAACCACAGAAGAGUCUGCUAAUCUGCUGAGUGGAUUAAGUCCAGAGCAUCAAGAGGUGGUUCUAAAGUGUUUGAAGAGUAGAAGACCUGAAAUAAAAGAUGCCCUUACGGAGAAUGUGUGUGCCAUGUCAACCGCAUACUUGCAGGACUUUGAUUGGCAGCUGAAGCUCGCUAUGUCCAGCGAUAAGCUCUCGACUUUACAGAUGCCACUUGUGAAUCUUGACCUGGACAUUGUAGAAAACGGAGCAGUUGCACCAGUCUCCAUUGAGAUGAACAAAGAGGAGCUACAGAAUCUUAUUAACUCUCUAGAGGCAGCUAACAAGGUCGUCUUACAGCUGAAAUGAUUUAAAACCAAUUUUUUGUUAUUUUUUUUUUACCUUUUUGGUGGACAAAGCAAUCUCACCGAGGCCCUGCUGAAGCUACAUUGUCUUGUACUAAAACAACCAUGAAAGUACUAGGACUGUGUUAACACUUGAAUUCAGUGGAUAUAAAAAAAUGGAAUCUGCGCCCUGGUUAGACGGUUGCCGCAGAUUUAUCUCUGUAAAAUCUAAUCAAUUGCUGUGGGAGGGGGGGUGGCAACUAUCAUAAGUAACAUUGGUACAACAAAGUUCUUAGGGGGAGCUUCAAUUCCAAGCAAUAACCACCUGGUUUGUCCUGGAAUGGUCCGGUAAAAAGCUUUUUGUGACCAGUGACAUUGAUAAUUUCCCUCGCACACUGUAGAGGUGUUCAAGAAAUGUAUAUAUGUUGGGCUACAAUAUACUACCAUGAUGUACGCAGCCAAAACAUUGCCACAAAGAACUGACCCCCACCGUAUUUCCAUUCAUCUUAUGAUGCAUUUUACAUUUUAACAUUUCUUUCUAAUAAUGUAUAUAUUUGUUAUUGUUCAAACCCAAUUUAGAAUUUGAUUUGAGACGUUUCUUAGAAUUCUGAGCAAACCGUAUAGGGAUACUGAAUGUGAUAUGUAUUUAAAAUACAUUGUGUGAUCAUGGCAGUAGAAUUCUUAAAUACAUUCCAGUAUCCCUGUGUUGUGUAUUGUAAGUGGGAGUGAAAUUAAACUAAUAUUUUGGGGGAUAUUCAAAUGUUUGAAAAGUCAGUUGGGAGUCUGUUUUUUCCUAUCUAAUAGACAGGAAAAAACAGACACACAACCGACUUUUCAAACAUUUGAAUUCCACCCUUUGAAUGUUCUAUGGCCCUCAUUCCGAGUUGAUCGCUCGUUGCCGAUUUUCGCAACGCAGCGAUCAUGUAAAAAAACGGCAAAACUGCGCAUGCGUACGGGCCGCAGUGCGCAUGCGUGACGUACUUUCACACAAAAGUAUGUUGUUUUACACAAGGUCUAGUGACUCUCUCUUUCGUCGCUCUGUUGAUCGGUGAGUGAUUGACAGGAAGUGGGAGUUUCUGGGUGGUAACUGACCGUUUUCCGGGAGUGUGCUAAAAAAUUCAAGCGUGUCAGGGAAAAACGCAGGCGUCCCUGGGGAAACGGGGGAGUGGCUGGCCGAACGCAGGGCGUGUUUGUGACGUCAAAGCAAGAACUAAACAGACAAGUGAUCGCAAGGAAGGAGUAGGUCUGAACCCACUCUGAAACUGCAUGAAAAAAUGUCUGCACUGUUCUGCUAACCUUUCGGUCGCACUUCUGCUAAGCUUAUAUACACUCCCAGAGGGCGGCGGUUUAGCGUUUGCACUGCUGCUAAAAUCAGCUAGCGAGCGAUCAACUCGGAAUGAGGGCCAAUGUCUCCAUGUUUGUGGUAAGCUGGCGGGUGGGGGUGCAGAAUGUUUCUUCUGAAACUGUUGUGGGUUUCUAAGUACCCAUAAAUAGCACAUUACAUGUAUUAAAACCAGCGAUGUAAAAAAGCAUACACACUACAGUGCAAAUGGUAAAAUACUGUAGAUGUAGUUUAUUCCUGUUUUCCCUAGAGUCGUUUUGAGAAGAGUGUCGGGGGAGUAAUGAACUGUGUGGUCCUUUUUACUGCAUAAAAUCCAUGAAAAAAAUAUUAAAUUGAAUACCCUUUUGUACAGCAAGUUAAUAAAUUGAUGUUGUGUACAAAAGUAUUUUAAUAUGGCGUGUGUUUUGGUUUCCUGACACCUUUGUUCUAGCAGUCUGUAACCAUGUUGCAAUUUACCAAAGUCAGAAAAUAAAAGGUUGUUACCUGCAACUGUUUCAACUAGCAAUGUAAAUUGCCACCAGGGUACUACAAAGGGAAAUUGCUUUCUGUCUAUGUGUUUUGUCUAAUAGAGUUCCAAUUAUAAACGUGUCAGAACUAUUAAACUGAAUGAUUAAAUGGCUAACUGCAUAGCAUAUGUUCAAUAAAUGUUAAAUUAACUGAAA
Pseudophryne corroboree (corroboree frog) is the source of this 2611-nucleotide messenger RNA. It is a transcript of the gene COMMD8, whose product is annotated as COMM domain containing 8. The coding region runs from base 75 to 632 and encodes 185 amino acids. The record is from RefSeq and is a predicted model, not a curated record. The transcript is spliced from 5 exons. NCBI's taxonomy places the organism in Eukaryota, Metazoa, Chordata, Amphibia, Anura, Myobatrachidae.